Lytechinus pictus (painted urchin) is the source of this 3241-nucleotide messenger RNA. RefSeq names its product fibronectin-like. The transcript has 8 exons. The record is from RefSeq and is a predicted model, not a curated record. The coding region runs from base 208 to 2205 and encodes 665 amino acids. Gene Ontology annotation, molecular function: protein binding. NCBI's taxonomy places the organism in Eukaryota, Metazoa, Echinodermata, Echinoidea, Temnopleuroida, Toxopneustidae.
ACAGACAACACUAUUGUCGCCAUCGACGACCGCGGUGAGGAUUUCAUCAACAUUGUCUGGGACCAUGACCCAACACAAGGCGUUAUAUCAUAUCACCCGACUCUCCUUCGAAAUGAUGGUGUCACUCUAGUACAAGAUGGGGGACUUAUUAGUGCCCCAGCAGGAGCUGCACCUCUCUCUCAUCGAUUUACAGGACUUAAUCCGGGAAUGCAGUACACCUUUGAUAUUAACGUCGUGGCAAGUGCAAAUCCAACUACUGAAAUUGACUAUGCAAGUGAUUUGGCUUUUACACGACCUAAACCACCAAACAACGUACUCCUGUAUCCGCUCACCCCAACUACCAUCUUGUUCACAUGGGAACGUCCCCUUCCACCAAAUGACUUCUUUAUUGACUACGUGGUGUCUGCUUCCAAUGUGGAUCUGGGUUUUUCUGUACAGAAUGUCCUACCCCAAGGCGCUACCAGUAAUGCUAUUCGUGGUCUCCAACCAGCUACUAGCUAUGACUUGAGCGUUCUUACCAAUAUUGAACCUGUCACAAGCAACUUCCCUGGUUUCACCGUUGUGCCGCCAACUGCUGUCGCUGGUACUGUGAAUAUUGGGGCUGUUACAGCUCAAGAACUGGAGGUACUCUGGUCUACUGAUGGCAUCGCUGCCGACUCAUUCAGAGUUCUUCUGUUCAGUGAGGAUGGCUUAGAGCAAUUUGAACAAAGUGUCCCCGCUGGAACCACAUCUGUGUUAUUUGAGAACUUGACACCGGACACCCCGUACAUUGCUGUUGUUGAAGCUAUUGUUCGAAAUGUACUGACGAAUACAGAUCAAGCUUCUGUUGUUGGAUCAGAUGAAGCAACAACCAAUAGCCUACCAGGUACUAAUAGCGUUACUGUGGACAGCACAACUGGAAAUUCAGCAACACUCUCAUGGACCUUUAACCAGGCAGCCACAGACUACGUAAUCUCUUACAUCAGUGCCGAUGGUUCUCAUACUGGUGCGUUUAACCCAGACGGGAACGGCAACACAGCUGUCGUUGUGCCUGGGCUUCAACCACAGACUACCUACACAUUCUCAGUGUUAGGAACAGACGGCACAAAUACAUUUAACGUCGGAUCAGCUGUAGGUACAACAGGUUUGGAUACGACGGUAACAUUGGAUUCAGUUACAGAGAACACGGUUACACUUUCCUGGACGGCGAUAGAUGGUAGUACUUUCUACCAGGUUUUAUAUAGGCCUACUGGCUCGACUCAACCGGAACAACAAAUGAUAGUUUCUAAUGGACCACAAAACAGCCAAACCACACUAACUGGACUCACACCAGCUACAAUGUAUGAUGUUCGAGUUGUGGCUUUCCCGGGAGGUGCACCAUUGGAAGUUGGAAGCAUCACGCCAACAACAGCUAUUCUGAAUGAGGUUAUUGUGGAUUCGGUAACACCAAACACGAUAGCUCUCCGCUGGACAACUUUGCCAGACAACAUAAAUUAUGAGAUAACCUAUACUGCACCAGAUGGAACACAACGAAUGGUUUCAUCAGGCACUAGCCCCAACAUCAUCCUUACUGGACUUACUCCUGCCACUCAGUAUGACAUCUCAGUACGUUCAACAUCUAACGAAGGACAGCAACCAGCCGUUGGUACCACUACAGCUACUACUGUUCCAACACAAGUUACAAUAACUGAAACAACUCCAAAUUCAAUAAGUGCAAUUUGGACAGAGAUAACAAAUGCCUUGACAUACCGCAUAGACUUUGUCAGUGCUGAUGGCCUACACACUGGAUCUAUCAAUUCACCUGUACCCCCGGCAGUUAUUGAUAGUCUACAACCAGGUACAACCUACACAAUAACUGUUGUUGGUACUACUGCGGACGGACAGACCAUCCCAAUUGGUUCAGCUUCUGCUACAACAGGUGGUAUUGGCACUUCAGUUGAUUUGGGCCAAGUUACAUCAAGCACAAUCGCCCUCAACUGGACCCCUAUCCCUGAUACCAAUACUUAUCAGGUAACUUACACUAGACCAGAUGGGCAAGUGCAGCAGGUUUUGUCGACCACCCCUGACCGACCGCGUAGCCAGGAUUUCAUUUUGGAGGGGGCGGUAAAUGCACGCUUCGCGUGCCAACACUUACAGAGCGCGCGAAGCGCGCUCCCAAGGGGAUGGGUGCAGGGAGGGGGAGUUUCCCCCUCCCUCGCGAAGCGCGAAGCUUUUGGUGUUUCAUAAAUUAAAAUGAAAAGGAGCCGUCUCUCUUGUCUCUAGUACCUAUAUCAGCUCCAAUUCAGUUGACUUUAUUGUGAUUUUGAACCUUGUUUUUUUCAAAGUGAUUGUGAACGCACAAAAAGGAAUACAAUGGAGGAAAUUAUAAUCAUUAUAAGCUAAAGCGUUUUAUCAAUUUUUUUGCCAUGAAAAGGGUCCCGAGAAAAGGGUAUUCUCAAAGAUAUAUUGAAUACUUCCCUUGGAAAUAUCAGAUUUGAUUACAAACAAUUUAGCGACAGUGCAUAUCUUUAACUCGCAAAACAGAGGAGAAGAAGUGUAUAUGCCGGGAGGAAGAUAUUCCUCCCCGCGCAGAGCAAUAAAACUCUGAAAUUUCAAAGGGCGGACGUUUCAUCAAAUGCAGAUAUAUCUAAUACCCCAUCGGCUCUAAUUCAAUUGAUUUCCUAAGAUUAUUGAACUUCAUUACAAGGAAAAUAGUGCGCAAAAAGUUGAAACUUCUGUGAUUUAUUAAAAUUAUAUAAAAAAGGAUGUCUAAUUUCUUUGACUUAUCCUGAAGCGCUUCAUUUUGAAUUAUAAAGAAACCUAAGUGUCAUUCAAAAUUUCAAACUGAGGGUGCAAAACAGGACAUGAGAUGAAUGUGCAGGGAAAUAACAUGAAGAUUAAUAGAAUUUGAAUAAAAAUAUUGUACUUUUUUAUUUAAUACGACACGAAUUUUAUACAUUCCUCUUUUUAAAUUAGGAACCUGUUUGCCCCAAAUUAUGGUUGUUUAGUAAUGACCUGAAAAGCGGGAGAAGUUGACUUUAUGGAGGUGACGGCAGAAAUUGAUAUAAAGAUUUUACCCGAUCUUACUCUAAUUCCAUGCCCUAAUCUAUAAAUUUGAACUUUAACUGGCAAGAAACACCUAUAGCUGAGGUGGAAAAGCAGGGUUAGAGAAAGGGUGGGGGAAACAAUGGAGAACUUCAAUAUUGUCAUUUAACCGCGCGCAGCGCGGAAGCAAAAUUCAUAUAUAAAUUUAAAGCAAGAGUGAAGAAGUUUCUCUUUUGAG